Messenger RNA from Lobosporangium transversale, 1229 nucleotides. RefSeq names its product vacuolar import and degradation protein-domain-containing protein. The transcript has 4 exons. Gene Ontology annotation, biological process: protein targeting to vacuole; protein catabolic process in the vacuole; proteasome-mediated ubiquitin-dependent protein catabolic process. The record is from RefSeq and is a predicted model, not a curated record. Bases 129 to 1226 code for a protein of 365 amino acids. Gene Ontology annotation, cellular component: GID complex; extrinsic component of membrane. NCBI's taxonomy places the organism in Eukaryota, Fungi, Mortierellomycota, Mortierellomycetes, Mortierellales, Mortierellaceae.
CCUUUCUUCAUUCAAAACAUCCGUUAGCAUCCUUUGUUUUUAUUAACAGCCAUUCAAUCUGUAGACCCAUAGCUUACUUCCUCCAGCAUCCACUCGCUCAAGUAAUCUUAAAACCCCUUUCCACCAUAAUGCCAGUCUACAGAGAGAUUAGCCAAAACACAGAUACCUCACCAAUACCAACUGAAAUCUCAAUACAAUGGUCAUGUACCUGUCCGUUGGAGGGAGAUGGUUCCAUUCAAGACAUGAACACUAUAGCCACUACUACUACCUCCACCACCUCAACUACAGCUGCUCCAACAGAUAUACCCCCUAAUGCUAGUAGCUCGCCUUCACAACAAUAUUCCUCAACACAGUCCGAGGGGCAACAGGAAGAACAGCAUGAACAAGCACAAGAGGAAGAGCGAGAACAAGGGCAACCAGCAAAGAAACACGUUUUGACUUGUCUCCUUCAUUCUAGCAAUUCACCUGAUUUGCUGAAGCAGCAGUUGGCCAAGAAGAAGAGGAAAUUAGAGAUCGACCAACAACUGCGCAAGAAGAAGCAAUAUCAACCAAAGCGAUACGAUCCGUUUGAGCCUGUUCGUAUGCUUCCAUCCAGGACUUUUGACCUCUAUGCUGGAUCACAGUUUCGGGGAAUCCAACGAUCAGGAAGUAAUAGCUAUGAAGUCCUGGUUGAUAUCAAGCAUGUAGAUUUGGAGGCUUCGUUCUUGUGCGGAUAUUUGCGCAUCGAAGGUUUGACGGAUGAAUACCCAGAGUUGACGACAUAUUUCGAAGCAGAGAUCAUAGGUCCAAAGUUCUCAUUCAUUACACAAAAAUGGGAUGCCACAGAAUUGAUUGACGAGGAGCAUUGGUCUCUAUUCAAGCCAUUCGACUGUUUGGCAAGUUCUGUGUUUUAUGGCGUGGAUAUGCAUAGCCAUGAGGAUGAUAAUAACGAUGAGGAUGAUAGUAACUCAGUGCACUGUUCGCAUCAUCAUCACUAUGAUCCUCAUACAUAUGACCAUCAGAACGAGAGCGUAGUGUUUAUGCGAUGGAAGGAGCAUUUCCUCGUACCUGAUCAUCGAGUUCGAGGGAUUUCUGGAGCAAGCUUCGCUGGAUUUUAUUACAUCUGUUAUAGCAAGCUCACUGGUGAGAUUGAUGGAUACUACUAUCACCAGACGAGCGAAAAGCAUCAACAGUUGUUAUUGCAGCAUGUUGAUGACCGAUCCUUUGGCUUGUUUGAGUUCCGUUAGGUU